Molecule: messenger RNA, 785 nt
Organism: Sardina pilchardus (European sardine)
Lineage: Eukaryota; Metazoa; Chordata; Actinopteri; Clupeiformes; Clupeidae
Gene: pmaip1
Product: phorbol-12-myristate-13-acetate-induced protein 1
Exons: 2
Coding region: 109-327 (72 amino acids)
Biological process (GO): release of cytochrome c from mitochondria; apoptotic process; DNA damage response
Source: RefSeq, a predicted model, not a curated record
UGACGUGACGGGGAUUCCUCGAUACGUCACACGGGCUAUUUAACUGGGUGGACUUCUAACUAUAGCUUAUUCUCUUCCUCCCUGCGAAGCUAUACAACGCUGAAUCACAUGAAGCUCACUGUUUACAACAAAGAAACCAAACCACUCGCAGUUUUACUUCUAAGGAACAAACACCGAACAACACUUUCAACGAUGUCAAGCAAAGAGGAAACUGCUAUCCUUGAGUGUGCCCAUCAGCUGCGGAAGAUAGGCGAUCUUCUUGACUGGAAGUACAAGCUUUUGGAUAUACUAAUAAGGAAUUACAGACAGGGUGCCAAAAUCAAGUGAGACUGAAUGGCAUCGAUGGAAGUGCAGCUGACGUGACAGGCUAGGUACAUGCAACGGCAUGUCCUCUCGCUGCUGGCCCGUUCAGAGAUCGACGGUCGUGCGCUGGACGGAGUUACCGGUUAUGCGGUGGAACAACUGCAGUGAAAGCAUGCCAAACCUAACCAAAGGACCAUUUUCGAAAAUGGGUCUGGCUCUUCGCGGGAAACUUCACUUACCCGCUGUCCUACUGAGCAGCCAGGUCACUUCAAAACCAGCAGCAAGUUUGGGGAGCCUUGAACUGAACUCUUGAGAGAUAAGUGGGCCGGUCAGUGGAGUUGACUGUUGACUCUACUGCGACAAAUGUGAAUAUUUAAGACAUGUAAAUAGCAAUUUAUGGUCGAAAGCUAAUACAUUUGCAUCACAUGUUUUUAUGUGUUAGAAAUGCAUUUGCAUUUUCUCUAAAUAAACAAACAAUGAUA